AUGAAUUCGCAAACAGGACCAUCAACCAGCACUGCCACCUCCAGCGGAGUUACCGAAUUGGCAUCAGUAACAGUCUCGUCGAGAAUACCGGAAUUUUGGUGCGACCAGCCGCGUCUGUGGUUUAUACAAUGUGAAGCCAUUUUGGGACCACAAAAGUUGAGUGAUGAGGCAAGAUUCAACCUCGUCGUAGCCAAGCUCGGGAAAGAGGUUAUCCAGCAAGUCAGUGACAUAUUAUUGAAACCACCAGAUACCAAAAAGUUCGACGCAUUGAAAGAGCGUUUAUUGAAGGCUUAUGAAGAAUCAGAGUUAAGACAGUUUCAAAAACUUUUGAGUGGUAUGGAGUUAGGUGAUCAGAAGCCUUCACAGCUUCUGCGCCGAAUGAAAGAUUUGGCCCGUGAAAAGAUUCCUGACGAAACUCUUCGCAUCAUGUGGCAAGGACAUUUGCCUUCUUCCGUCCGUGCCGUGCUAGCAGUGAGUGAGAGUCAAGACCUGGAGAACCUGGCAGCAGUUGCGGAUAAAAUUAUGGAAACAUCAAGACCUUUACAAGUGGCAGAAGUGAACUCAACACCUCUCAGUGACAGUGGGUAA
This is a messenger RNA of Ostrinia nubilalis (European corn borer), 588 nucleotides long. RefSeq lists its product as uncharacterized. NCBI's taxonomy places the organism in Eukaryota, Metazoa, Arthropoda, Insecta, Lepidoptera, Crambidae. The record is from RefSeq and is a predicted model, not a curated record. The coding region runs from base 1 to 588 and encodes 195 amino acids. The transcript has 2 exons.